Nerophis ophidion (straightnose pipefish) is the source of this 1702-nucleotide messenger RNA. It is a transcript of the gene tmem71, whose product is annotated as transmembrane protein 71. NCBI's taxonomy places the organism in Eukaryota, Metazoa, Chordata, Actinopteri, Syngnathiformes, Syngnathidae. Bases 352 to 1302 code for a protein of 316 amino acids. The record is from RefSeq and is a predicted model, not a curated record. The transcript is spliced from 12 exons.
GGUAACUUUCCUUUUGCGUUCACGUAACUUAACUGAUAAGUGUCGCGCUUCAGACUUUGUUUCUGCGGUUAUCUUUUUUACAGCAGGAAAUUGUUCAAAAAGAAAAUAUAGAACAAGACGAAGAUCUGUUAUUUUAGCUGUAAACGAUAUUUUGGACUUCCGACAGGAUACGGCAGAGGAACGUCGAACACUCCAGUAUUUUUGUGGAGAGGGGGUCCAGACUGAGGCAAAGUAACAGCAUGUAAACACUUUCUGACUCAUCACGUCAGAGCCGAAGGAAUAUCUUCUUAUGGACUCCGACUGACCAGACUACUCGGACUACAUCCUGACUUCCUGUUUGUGACAACCAUCAUGUCUCUCUUCUUUUCUGGAGCGGUCACUAGUUCACCAAUAAAAAAGCGUCUGCGGUCUAGCGCCGCCUACCAAAGCUUGGACGUGUCCCUCCUGUCUCCCGACUCUUCUUACGUGUGCGAUUUGACUGCGCAGGGCAGCAGCCAUCGCUGUUGCUGCCGCCGCUCACCCCGCCUUCUCACCAACGGUUACUACGCCGUCACCCAUGACAGCUUCCUCCGGGACGACCAUGGCAAUGUGUCUUUGAUGCCAUGCACCGCCAGCGUGUCCUAUAAGGAGAACGUCCACAGAGUGUUCCGGCGCAGACGUAGACCCCGCAGUUCGCUGGUUCGCCUGCUGAGCGGCGUCUCUGAAACCUGCCAGUCUUGGCUGGACCACAAAGUCUUCAGGGGCAUGUUUGGGACAAGCCAGGAACUAGAUCAGGACCAAGAUCAAGACCGAGAUCAAGACCGAGAGCCUUUAGAAGACUGGGCCAGGACAGAAGGUUUUACCACAUUGGAGGAGCCGAGCUUGUCAGGUCUGGUCAGUCCACAACCAGACGACAGCUGCAACUUCUUCACAUACGACCCAACUGAAGCAGCGCCCCCCACAGACAAAAUGGCACAGCCCUCCAAAAAGAUCCUCCUGGAGAUUUGCUCAGAAGUCUGUCAAUCAAAGGAGCACUUUACCCAGUCAAUAGGCGGACUUUCUGAAGUCCCACCUCCUUCUGCCUUCUACACCAAUGACUGCCUUCAGGUUGCACCUGAACGCACAGCGAUAAAGACUCUUGCGGUCUUCAUGUUGGCCGUGUUCGUGUUGUGGAGCUGCUUUCCGUGGAGCGUGGGCGUGAUGGCUUUUUCGGUGCUGGUAGCGUGCACAACGCUGGCUGUGUGUGCAUUGGUCAGCAGGUCAGGUCAGAUGGGGCGGUGGAGGCAGGCCAAGACAGAGGAUAUCACGUCACGAAACGAGUGACCCAGCGCCGCCUGUUUUCCACCAGAACAGCAACACACACACUUACACUUAGCACUAUUGAGUAUUACUCUCACUUAUUUAAGUUACAUUUAACUCUUUUGAAACAUGUUAGUGUUUUUAGUCACAUGUGUACUUUAUAGUGUUAUGAAGUUUAAUAUAUAGAAAUCAAUUAUGUGAUGUUUUGAAUGUAAUCAUGUUACUUUUAUACUUUUAUAAGCACCCGUUAAAACCACAAUUAUAUAUUCAGAAUGAUUUUCUUUUACCCUUACUAAUCAUGCACCACGUUCCUGGAGAGAUACAAAUUCAUGUUUUUCAUUGCAUCUAGAGUGUUGUGUUACUGUACUUAUUGUACAAAACAACGCUCAUCUGUUAUUUCUUGAAAUAAAAACAGAAACAAAAA